AUGUCUUGCCACGUGUGUGGAGCACCAGAGGCUGAGCCCCAUUUUGGUGGGAUGUCUUGUAGAGCCUGUGCCGCAUUCUUCCGUCGUUAUUUUCACUCGAAGAAAGCUGUGAUCUCAUGUACUUGCCAAAUCAGAUUCCAAAAUAGUCAUCCGUGUAGAGAGUGUCGAAUUCAAAAGUGUCUAGAUGCCGGGAUGACUCCGGAAAAAGUUCAACACAAACGAGAAAAACAUCCACAGAAACCUCAGAAACCACAAAAAGAGGUGGAGAUUCUUGACAUAACUUCCACCUCAUCAUCUUCAUCAUCUGCUUCUCAAAGUCCACCAUCUCUCCCAUUAUCUCCAAUACCAUUCCAAAUCAUACCUCGAGACAACUCCAACAUCUCCCAUGUCGUCUCAAAAUGGGUCAAUGUUCAAGGAAGAAGAAGUCAAUUGUAUGGAAGACGUCUAGAUGAAGUGACCUAUUAUGAAAUGUGUCUCGCAACAAAAAUAGACGUCGAAAUUAUGUGGAGUGUCAUUGAAGUGAUAUUUCCACAAUUGCAUGAGCUCCCUACUUGGGACAAGGGCGCUCUCCUCCGAAAUUUCCAUCCCAAGUGGUCUCUUCUAGUCUCUUCUAUUGAUUUUGAUAAGAAUCGUGCCGUUUAUGAAGGAAUCUGCACACCAGAGGACUACUGUCAGAUGGUAAUUAAGUUCUGGAACUCCUCAAUGUACGAGAAUUGUGAAAUGGAGCCCAAGGAGAUAUUGAGAAUAUUCGAGCCAUUUCUCCGCUACUACGCAUUCGUCUUGGCGCUGCCAAUCUGUGAGAAAAAGUUUAAUGCAGUGGAGUACAUGGCAAUCGCUUUGAUGAUAUUUUUUGAUGGAGCACACACGAACAUCAGCUCGGAAUGUGCAGACCUCUGUCAUAAUGUCAAAAAUAUUGUUCUUCGAGAAUUACGUGGAUAUUAUGCUGAUAGAAAUGUGGAAGAGAUGAGGUUCAUUGAAACCAUUGAUGUGCUACAGUUAAUGCAGAAAGGAGAAUCAAAGUUCCAAGAGGAACUAUUGGUGUGCGAAAUGAAUAAUGUGCAUAUUCAUGAUGAUUAUCGGUUGAUGAUUAGAGAACAUAAUUAUUGA
Messenger RNA from Caenorhabditis remanei, 1107 nucleotides. RefSeq lists its product as uncharacterized. Gene Ontology annotation, biological process: regulation of DNA-templated transcription. Gene Ontology annotation, molecular function: sequence-specific DNA binding; DNA-binding transcription factor activity; zinc ion binding. The transcript has 6 exons. NCBI's taxonomy places the organism in Eukaryota, Metazoa, Nematoda, Chromadorea, Rhabditida, Rhabditidae. The record is from RefSeq and is a predicted model, not a curated record. Bases 1 to 1107 code for a protein of 368 amino acids.